This is a messenger RNA of Penicillium subrubescens, 3264 nucleotides long. RefSeq names its product 60S ribosomal eL36 domain-containing protein. Lineage: Eukaryota; Fungi; Ascomycota; Eurotiomycetes; Eurotiales; Aspergillaceae. Bases 1 to 3264 code for a protein of 1087 amino acids. The record is from RefSeq and is a predicted model, not a curated record. Gene Ontology annotation, cellular component: cytoplasm; NatB complex; ribosome. The transcript has 12 exons. Gene Ontology annotation, molecular function: structural constituent of ribosome; protein-N-terminal amino-acid acetyltransferase activity. Gene Ontology annotation, biological process: N-terminal peptidyl-methionine acetylation; translation.
AUGGCGCCUAUCAACGACGCGGUAUUCCUCCGCCGCAACAACCAGAUCCAAGAUGCCAUUGACGGGCAGAAUCUGAAGCAGGCCCUGCAGCUGAUCGAGAAGCGUAUGAAGAAGGGCGAGGAUACACCCUUCCUGAAAGCCUGGAAAGCGCAUAUCCUCUGGCGCCAUGCGGAUGAAGCCCACCACAAGCGCGGUAUUGCCGAGACACUCGAGUUAUGCAAAGUGGAACCGCCUAUUACCGACAUUGAUACCCUCGACAUCUUGUUCAAGACUUUGCAGAAGCUAGAUGGGCAAGAUGCGACAAGGAGCAAUCUAUGGGAAAGGGCAGCGAAGGCGAAACCCCAGGACCUGGAGAUUCAAGGUCGUUGGUUUACCUAUGCCUUCGAGAGUAACGAUUGGAAGUCUGCUCAGAAGGCUGCCAUGAGCCUUCAAAAGAACUUCCCCAAGGAUCGGAAGUACUAUUUCUGGGCUAUCUUCCUCAGCCACAUGAUUGCGAUAGACGAUGCCAGUUCGGAGACUGAUCGAAAGCUGUUUGGCACUCUGGCGUACCGUAUGAUUUCGAAGGCUGCCGCUGAUGUCCCAGAGGCCUCACAGUUAUUGAGCCCUCCUCGAGCUAUCCAGACAUCCGAAGAACUGCGCCUGCUCAUCAAGAUCUACGAAGCUCAGGGACGAAACGCCGAAAUUGUGAAAAUUCUGGACAGCGAAAAUCUUGGCCUCAAGUCUCGAAUUGUGCAAAACGAUACUGCCUUCCUUGGUUAUAAAUCGCACAAUCUGAGCUCUAGCAAGAUGUGGGAGGAGGGAAUCUCCUUCGUGAGAGAGCUUUACACAGUUCCUGAUGACAAGGAGAAACUCAAAGCUCUCCGUGAGCUUGAUGAUUGGAGUAUCUGGAAUUUGUUGGUUCAGGGAACAAAGCAUUCGAACACUCCUGGAACUGCGACCGAGUCGGCGAAUUUUGCGGAAACAUUCAUGGCAUCCAGCCCCAAGUCUCGUAACGCAGCUUUAGCUUACCUUGAUGCGAUGAUCUGCGGGAUCAGCAACGGGGAAAUAGCCAAGGAUGACUUGCUUCCGGCCUGCCAGAGAUACAUCGACAACCACAUUCAUAAAUUGUACGCCUUCAGUGAUAUUCGAAGGAUUAUAGGUCCUAACAAGGAAGGCCUGGCCAAGAUGCUAAAUUACAUCCUGGAAAACCAUGUUGUAGAAGGGAAGGGGUCUGUUCCCAUGAUCAAUGCUCUAAAACUGGAUUACUGUCUGAAUAUAUCAGGACCGGAGAGCAAGCCUUCCCAGCAGAAGAUCGAUGAUCUUGUCGCUCGCUGUCUCAAGCUUUACCAGACCGCUUACGAGGAGGGCAAAGCCAAGAAGUCCACAGGUGGCGCGCAAGGAGCGUCAUCUACCAUCGAAAGCCAGCCCAUUGAUGAUCUCUGCAUUCUCGCAGCCAUGUGUCUCCUUCAGCCUACCGAAAUGGGCGAAAAGGAGGCCCAGAUUCCAGGUACUGCUCUCAUUCGCGCCGCAGGUAUUCUGGAACGCCUCUGCCGUGACUCGCCCCACAACUACGAGGCGCUCCUUCUUCUAGUCCGAGUAUACCUCCUCCUCGGUGCUGGAUCCCUUGCCUUGAGCACUUUCAGCAAGUUGUCCGUCAAGCAGAUCCAGUAUGACUCUGUAGCUCAUGUUCUCUUCACGCGCCUUUCUACGGUCCACCCUCAUUCUGCGCCACCGGUGGACGGCGCGGAGUAUAAGGAUUUCGAUCCUCUUUCAGCCUUUGUCCAGGGUCUCAAUUUCUUCCGGAACUCUGAGGUUAACACUAUGAGGUACCGGACCGCGGGUCUGGAUGAGGGAUCCUAUGUGAAUACCGAGGAGAUCAUCGAGCUUCGGAGAUGCUUGUCUAAGAGUAUAAACCGCCGCAUGUAUGCCCUCGAUGCACGCCGCAUUCAGCGACUUGCUGGGGGCGAUCCGAUGACCCGUUAUGAUGAGCUUGCCCGGGAUAGCUCACCAGUCGUUGAUUCACGGAAAUUUGGCGCUUUCAUGUCCUGUGAAUACCCAGGAAAGCCCAGCUUCGAAGAGCGAAUGCGCCUGGGACCUCUCCCACGGACCAACUGGCUGGCUUCAGCCCGAAUCACAGACCAGCUUUUCAGCAUCUUGAAGGGCAUUUCCCUGCAAAGGCCACUGAGUCCAGAGAUGGACCUGCCCUCUCUUGAGAGCUUGUCCAUCUCCGAGACUGAGAAUGAUCAGACUGCCGCAGAGAAAGAGUCAGUGAAGAUCCACACGGAUCUGCUUAGAGUGGCCACAUUCAUGGCUGGUUCCAAGCUGACAGCUUCGGAGCAAGUUGACGCUGCUCUUGGUCGCGUUGGGGACUUCUUGGAAUCGAAGAAGAAGGAUCUCACUCUCAGCGAGACCGCAACCUCCCAGCUCAUCGCCUCCACGGCCGUGUUCCUCGAGGCUGAUACUCCUGCUGGACCUACCUGGAAAUAUCUUCACAGUACUUUUGUCCUUCUUGAGACAAUCAAGGCGCUGUCACAGCUGCUCGCGCUGGCCGUUAAAAAGGGAGCGAAGUCUGCAAAGCUACCAAAAGAGCGCGUGGAACGACUCUCUAUACUCGUAUCUGAGAUCUAUGAACUGGUUCGGUCAAACACACGAGCUUUGAAGCAGCGCGUUUCAGCAUCAGGUGUGCUGACGUCAUUGGUUGACCUUGUCAUUCAGGGUGACCAGUCUGCGAAGUCCGAGAAGGAGGUCCAAGACGUUUUGGAGACUACAUUGGACCCAUCUAACGUCGAAGUGUUCUGUGGUGCUUUGAUGGAGAGUUGGGAGGAGGCUCUAUUUCGCCUACGCACCAACGCCCGUGCCAAGACCCGCAGUUGUGCGGUUCCCGAAGCAUUAGGGGAUUUCCACAAGACUUUCUUCAUUCCCUUUCCUCGACAACUCCGCCAAUCCCCUCAGUCACCAACCGUCCAAAUGGCGCAGGAACGCACCGGUAUCGUGGUCGGCACCAACAAGGGCCACAAAACCACUCCCCUUAACACCCCCAAGAACAAGAUCAGCCGUUCCAAGGGCAAGUCUUCCCGCCGCACUGCGUUCGUCCGCGAGAUCGCUCGCGAGGUCGUCGGCCUUGCCCCCUAUGAGCGCCGUGUGAUUGAGUUGCUCCGCAAUGCCCAGGACAAGCGUGCCCGCAAGCUCGCUAAGAAGCGCCUCGGUACCUUCGUCCGCGGCAAGAGAAAGGUUGAGGACAUGCAGAAGGUCAUCGCCGAGGCCCGCCGUACCACCGGUCACUAA